AUGGCAAGUGCAAAGGUUAAGCAAGAGAGAGACGGCCCAAUAACGGUUAAGAUCCAAAUUGACCGCGGCGGACAAACUGGGCAGCAGUCUCGAAGUUUCACGAUCCACAUGGACGACCCAUUGAGGCGUAUAAUGCUAGAUUUCUGUGAUUUUUUCAACCUCAUUUAUCCCCUCCUCCGUUACACCUUUGACGGGUUGCGCAUUCGCGAGUCGCACACGGCCCGUGAUUUGGGGAUUGAGGAUGGGGAUGUUAUUGAUGUUUUUUCAGAGGCUACUGGGGGGUAUAUGCUAAAAAAAUAA
Molecule: messenger RNA, 300 nt
Organism: Striga hermonthica
Lineage: Eukaryota; Viridiplantae; Streptophyta; Magnoliopsida; Lamiales; Orobanchaceae
Source: the annotation of a GenBank genome assembly